AUGGAAAAGAAGGAAGAAGAUGAUCUUGUAUCUGGAACAUUCACGUGGAAAAUCAAAAAAUUCUCUAACUUGAAUGGCGACGAGUUUUAUUCUGAUAUUUUUGUCGUCGGUGGCUUUAAAUGGCGGGUUCUUCUAUAUCCAAAAGGGAACAAAGGAAAAACCUUCAUAUCCAUGUAUUUGGAUGUUGCAGAUUCCUCAACAUUGCCGUUUGGGUGGACCAGAUAUGCCCAAUUCAGUUUCACCUUGGUUAAUCAACUUGACAGAAUUCUGUCAAAAACAGAAGACACUGAGCAUGAGUUCAAUGCGAAUGAGUGUGACUGGGGAUUCACGAAAUUCAUGCCUGCAAGUGAGAUCCAUGACCUUUCUAAAGGCUAUCUUGUGAAUGAUACUUGUCUUGUUGAAGCUAAUGUUUCAGUUCGUAAGCGGGUGAUAUUAAAAUCUUAG
Molecule: messenger RNA, 444 nt
Organism: Rosa chinensis
Lineage: Eukaryota; Viridiplantae; Streptophyta; Magnoliopsida; Rosales; Rosaceae
Product: ubiquitin C-terminal hydrolase 12
Exons: 3
Coding region: 1-444 (147 amino acids)
Molecular function (GO): protein binding
Source: RefSeq, a predicted model, not a curated record